UGGGGUCAGCUCUUUUGAUCAAGGCCGCUAUUAGAUAAGAACAGCGGUGCGGGAGGCUGGCCGCCUUUAUGGGGGUGAGAGAGAAGGGGCGCGGGAGGCGCUGCGGAGAGUUACCGUAUUUGCGUUGGGCAGCUCAGACUCGAGGAAAGAGCCACUGCUGGAGGCCAGAGGAACUGGGGUGCAGCUUGGGCUGGGCCAGUGAUUGCAGCCGGAAGUGCCCAUGACCGAGCUGGCGUCCUCCGGGGGCGGGUCCCCUGCGGGGGACGGGGAGGAGGGUCUGGGGGACGAUCGCGGCCUGGUCAUCCACCACCCCGCGGAGGAACAGCCAUACCGCUGCCCGCUGUGCGGCCAGACCUUCUCGCAGCAGCCCAGUCUGGUGCGGCACCAGAAGGCGCACGCUGGAACGGGCCGCGCGGCUGCCUUCGUGUGUCCCGAGUGCGGCAAGGCUUUCAGCGUCAAGCACAACCUCGAGGUGCACCAGCGCACCCACACGGGCGAGCGGCCCUUCCCCUGCCCCGAGUGCGGGCGCUGCUUCAGCCUCAAGCAGAACCUGCUCACACACCAGCGCAUCCACAGCGGCGAGAAGCCGCACCAGUGCUCGCAGUGCGGCCGCUGCUUCCGCGAGCCACGCUUCCUGCUCAACCACCAGCGCACCCACGCGCGCAUGCCCGCACCGCACCCGCGCCGCCCCGGAGUCUUCGGGGAGCGGAGGCCCUACUUCUGCGCCCGCUGCGGCAAGAGCUUUGCCCGCGAGGGCUCGCUCAAGACCCACCAGCGCAGCCACGGCCACGGGCCCGAGAGCCCGGCGGCCCAUUUAGGCCGCGUGCUCUGAUGAGCAGCGGGCUGGCCGCCGGCUGUUUCCCACCCCAGUCCUGCGUCCGUGACCCCUGGAGAAGGCGCUGGGCUGCAGCCACCUCUCUGGAUGGGAUCCCGGGAGACAGGGAGGGCUGGCUUUGGGUCUGGAAGGAGUGGGCCACCACCCUCCUUGGGCCACCUUUUUCUGCUCCUGGCCCAGGACCCUCUGGCUGGCUGCCCACAGCUGCUUUGGACCCCUGCGUUGAUUUUCCUCCGCAGGCCCACCCGGCUUAGAGCAGAUGUGGAGUGGGCAGGACCUCUGGGCCAUGUGCAAGGCACACCUGGCAGAGAGACUAGGAUGGGACUCUGGGCCUGCGGCCCGGCACAAGGACACAUCCCCUAAGAAGACCUACCUCGGGAGGUGACAGCAGAGGGACCGAAGGAGCCUGGAAUUGGAGGAAGUUCUGUGCCCUAGUGGAAAACCUCCCUGAACCUGCUGGGAGUCACAGCCAGAGAAGAGCUGGUCCCAGCUGCCUGGACGCCAAGCUCCACUCUUCAGGGGCAGCAGGGACAGGUCCUGUGUGGGGAUCCCGCUUCUCUGCACCUGCCUGGUGCACCAGAGACAGCAAGUGACUGGCCUAAGGGAACACAGCCCAUCGAUCAGGCUCCAGAGGCAAAACCUUCCUCCAGGGGGGAAUGUACCUGCAGGCUUCACUCUGCUUUCAGGGCAACAGUUAACAUUUUGGGGUCAUGAAGCCCUUUGAAAGGAUGUCGGAGGUUAUGAACCUUCCUCCCAGGAAAACACAUACUCGUGUAGGGAAGAAUCUACAAGCAGUUCCAGGAGUGCUUGGACUCCAGCCUGGGAUCCUCGGCCCCAGGACUACCCUGCCGCUCUUUCCUUACCUGACAUGGAGCCCCUGGGGUCAAGGCCUUCAUUCAAGCGGCGUUACAUCCCCCCUCCCCCACCAGUCUUCCUCCCCUUGUUCUGGAAUAAAGAAUUCUGAGGAGGGGGCUCUUUCAGUCACUCUUCUCCCAGACCUAACAAACGGUG
Phacochoerus africanus (Common warthog) is the source of this 1846-nucleotide messenger RNA. Its product is annotated as zinc finger and SCAN domain-containing protein 2. The transcript is spliced from 3 exons. The record is from RefSeq and is a predicted model, not a curated record. Gene Ontology annotation, biological process: regulation of transcription by RNA polymerase II. The coding region runs from base 221 to 832 and encodes 203 amino acids. Gene Ontology annotation, molecular function: DNA-binding transcription factor activity, RNA polymerase II-specific; RNA polymerase II cis-regulatory region sequence-specific DNA binding. NCBI's taxonomy places the organism in Eukaryota, Metazoa, Chordata, Mammalia, Artiodactyla, Suidae.